Bursaphelenchus okinawaensis is the source of this 587-nucleotide messenger RNA. Lineage: Eukaryota; Metazoa; Nematoda; Chromadorea; Rhabditida; Aphelenchoididae. The record is from the annotation of a GenBank genome assembly.
AUGUUUUCCGAGAAAACCUUUAAGAAAGCCGAGGAAAUGAAGAAGCGUAACGAAGAUCGUGUUGCUGAACUUCAGAAGCUUGCUCAGGUUUCCAAUAAGACUAAAGAGACGCAUCUCAAUUUUAACGAGAAAUUGCCAAAAACUCUUGGGAAACACCUCCAUUUUGAUGUCACUGAGGCUUUGAAAGAACCUUUGACCGCGCUGAGCAACGAUAUUGGCCGGUAUACAGAAGAAAUGAAAAGAAUGGACGAAGAAGAAGCUGAAUUAAACAGACAAAUUUUGGAAAAAGGGAAAUAUUUGGAGAAAAGGAGGUACUGUUUACAAUAUUUUUGUUUCUAUUUGGAUAAUGAACUUUUAAUAGCGUUAAGUUUUGUAUGGUGGUACUUGUACUAAUGAAUUUACAGUAAUAAUUGCUUUGUUUUAGUGCUGAAAAUGCUGCGAAACAAAAAAUACUGGAUCAGAUCAAACAGGAAGUUGAGUCAUACCAAGAAGAAAUGCGAAUUCAACGGGAGAUUGUGGCGGAGAAGAUUAAUAUAAGGAAAGCGAUAGAGAGGGAACAAAAUCGUUUGGUACAACUACAAAUUUGA